This is a messenger RNA of Hydra vulgaris (swiftwater hydra), 1699 nucleotides long. RefSeq lists its product as uncharacterized. Gene Ontology annotation, biological process: regulation of transcription by RNA polymerase II; immune system process. The record is from RefSeq and is a predicted model, not a curated record. Gene Ontology annotation, molecular function: protein binding; RNA polymerase II cis-regulatory region sequence-specific DNA binding; DNA-binding transcription factor activity, RNA polymerase II-specific. Lineage: Eukaryota; Metazoa; Cnidaria; Hydrozoa; Anthoathecata; Hydridae. Gene Ontology annotation, cellular component: nucleus.
ACAGUAUUUGUGUUAAUAAGUGUUAGUUAUGAAUUUUCCUCAAAUGGAAGACGAUGAUCCCUAUGAGAAUAAUAAUCAGCCACGUCAACGUCUUCGCUCAUGGUUAACUAAUCAACUUGAUAUUGGACAAUGUCCUGGAUGUCAGUGGUUGGAUUAUGAUAGAAAAAUAUUUAAAUUGACAUGGAAACACUAUGGUAGGCCAGGUUUUGAUCAAGAAAAUGAUGCAAAAAUGUUUCGUGAAUGGGCUCUGCAUACUCGACGAUGGUCACCUGGAGAUCCACCUGAUGUUUCUACUUGGAAAACAAGAUUUCGGAAUGCCUUACAUAAAAUGCCAGACAUUGAGGAGAUGCAUUCAAUGCAUGAAUUGGAAGGAAGUGAACCUUAUCGUGUUUAUCGCUUUCGAUCUCCUUCGGAGUUAGAGAAUUUUAGAGACAAUCAAAGGAAUGGUGCACUAGUUCCUAAUUCCUAUGCUUCAAAUCAAAGUGGUUCAACUGUUACUCAACAUUCUUCGGUACUUCCUAUGAUGUUGCCUAGUAAUUUGAUAUCAUCAGUGCCUAGCAUUGCUUCAACUUUUGUGCACAAGAAUUCCCCAACUCAAAGUAGUCAUUUAUCGACCUUUCCUAACCAGAUAUUUUCUUCUAACAUAGAAGCACCAAUUUUGACACCUUUUAAUGCAGUUUCUAAUUGUGUUCCAAUUGCCUCACCUUAUAACGACCCAACUUGUGCAUCGCCUUAUAACGACUCAUCGUGUUCAUCAUUUGAUUCCCGUCAGUCAUUUAACUCUCAUCCAAAUAAUUCUACUCCAAAAAUCGAAGCUAUUAAAAAAUUUCUAACUAAGUCUGAGCACAGUUGGAGUGAAGAUAUAGGUGUCGUGAAUGGAAUAGCAAAUGGAAUGAAUGGAAGUGUCAACGAAUUUGAAGAAGUUGUCCAAGAUUUAAAUAGCAUUCUUGAGAAAAUGGUUGGAGAGGUUGUAAAUACUGCUAUAUCAAUAACAUUGUAUUUUGCUGACCGAGAAGUUUUAACAAAAGUUGUGAACAACAGUAAUGGUGUACGAAUUGCUUAUAAAGCCCCCCCUCCAGUACCUAUUGAUAUGGGUAGAGAGGCAGAAGCGGAAAGUGUUUUGUCAGAAAUUUAUGGAAAUUUAAAUGCUGAACAGAUUUAUUAUCCUCAUGGGCAUGAUAAAAAUACACAAAAUUUGCUUGAAUGGAUUCAAAGAGGUUUGUUAAUUAUGGUAGAUCAAAGAGGAGACAUUUACGCAAAAAGACUUAGUCAAGCAAAGGUUUUUUAUGCAAAAAGUCCUAUGUCUGAACCUAAAGGUCUUGUCAGAUCAGAAAAAACUCUUAUAUGGAGUUUUGAAGAUGACUUUUUGCAUCAAUUUAAAGCUUAUAAAUCCUCACAAAUAAAUAUGGCUCCUUCAUUUGAGUUAGUUUUCUCUUUUGGUCAAGAAUGGACACAUGCAUCUCAUUUGAAAGAAAUGCUUAUUCAUUGUUCCUUAACUCAUCUUUUAUCAAGGAAGAUGUUUAAAGAUUUUAAAGAACAGAAAUUAGUUGAUGUUCAGAUUUCAACACAAGAUCAUUUUGAUAUUUUAAAAGAUAGUUUUGAUAAAUUUGCUUUAUGAGAGACAGAAUCAAAUGCAUAUUUGAAAUAUAUAUUUAUUGAAAUUUUGCAUAAUAAUAUAUAAUAUAAUAAUAUUUGAUUA